AUGGUGAUUCACGGAAACCCAUCGAUGCGUUGGCUCCCCCGACUCUUGGCAACUGUGUCGAUAUCCAUCAUUUUUAGCAGUUCGCUUUCCCUUUUCUGCCUGGUUUACUUCUACGAUAAGCCCAGAGAAGCUUGGCUAGAAUCCCUCCCCCGACCAAGCGGCUCAUCCGACUCGAAGAAUCACACUGCUCCUGGCAGUGAUUGGCUUCUACCACAGACAUCCGAGCCGCCGUUUGGAUCGCACUUGGACUCUUGGGACACCUCAUACUAUGUGAAGGGGGAGCCGACAGAGCUAUUCAGAGAUAACCUCCGGAACGACACUUCCUAUAUCACAUCAUGGUGUAAUGCUGGAUUCACUAACGAAUUUAUGGAAUACAUCAACUUAAUUUAUCUUUCCAUCCUCGCGGAACGCGUUCCAAUCAUGCCACCUUUUGCUCCACACGACCACAUCAGCCCGGAAGCAGGAGUGAUACCGUUCGGCGAAAUCUUCAAUCUCACCCAUCUCCGUUCGGUGCUGCGGAUGCCCAUCCUGGAAUGGUCGGAUAUCAAAACGUUACCGAUAACCUCCUUCCCCCAAGUCUAUUCUACUCAAUCGGUGGAACCUCUUGGCUGUUGGUCGACACGUCCUGAAGAGACCAACGACCCUGUUCGAAACGAUAACCUCAUGCGCCACUUGGGAUUGGAUCCUUCCUAUACGAGGAUGCCAGAUUUGAUUAGGCAGAGCGCGAACAACCGGGGCGAAAACCACAUUGUCUUUGCAAAGGUCGCUGCCGCUGUGCAUCCUGGCGGACCACUUGUGAAACAGGACGACUUGCCUAUCAUGGCGGAAUCCCGGGAAGGCCUCCGUUUGAAGCCUGAUACCCAAUUGACUUGCAUCGACCAGACCUAUUACAUGACUUCCGGGGCAGAAUAUUACGAGUGGAGAUUCGCUUGGUCACCCGCUUGGAGAUUCGUUGGGCGCCAUGCGAGGUUCACCACGACUGUCGUCGACCGUGCGGAAGGGUACCUGAGGCGCACGUUCCAGCUCGGCCCCACGGAGGAGAUGCCAAAGUUUAUUGCGGUCCAUAUGCGACAUGGUGACUUUAUCGACAACUGUUACUUUGCAGGGCACUGUUUGUCUACUGUAGAACCUUUCGCGACCAAGAUAGAACGGAUGAAAGAGAGGUUGUUGGAGGAACGGGGAAUCUCGGUUUCCCAUGUCAUUGUCGCGUCAGAUGAAACGGACCGCAGCUUCUGGGAGGAUAUUUCAUCACGCGGAUGGUAUCGCAUAGACCACGACGCGGAAAGAACUAAGGAACGCUUCGGGGAGUGGUGGCCGCCGCUAGUUGAUAUCGUCGUCCAAAGCCUGGCCACGGGCUUCGUUGGCACCGAAGAUUCUACCUUUAGCUUAGUGAGUGGGAGGAGAGUGGCGGAUUGGAACAAUGGUCUGUAUAUCAUGGUCGAUGGACGGGAGUAA
This is a messenger RNA of Coprinopsis cinerea okayama7#130, 1455 nucleotides long. RefSeq lists its product as hypothetical. The record is from RefSeq and is a predicted model, not a curated record. Lineage: Eukaryota; Fungi; Basidiomycota; Agaricomycetes; Agaricales; Psathyrellaceae. Bases 1 to 1455 code for a protein of 484 amino acids. The transcript has 7 exons.